UCCUUCACAUGCCAACACAUAUUCAUAUACCUUCCCAACUGCCGCCGUCAACUUCAAUCCAAAUAAUAAAAACACCCACUCUUCACUCUCCUCUCUCCACCUGCUUCCAUAAAAUCCAUCUCAACAAACUUAACCAACUCCUUCAAGAAAAUGCAAUCAUAGUCAAACCCCUCCAUCAUAAUCCCAACCUCCACACAAUAAAAAAAAAAGUGAAAAAUAAAAAUAAAAAAAAAUGCUGAAGAAACUGCGACGCAAGGUGAGCAUUGCAUUCACACAAGGCCUCAAAAAACGCCCUAAACCCUAUAAAACCCCAAAACCAGAAUCAGAAUCAGAAUCAGAAUCACAACCACCAUCACAAUCACCAGAGUUUUCAGUUCCAACAACAAUGCCACGCACCAAUAAGCAGCGUUUUCCAUUCAUAUUCCCAGAGACUGAUUCCAGUGUGCUUCCAGAACCUUCCAAUUUCUUCUCCCAAAACCUUCUCUCAAACCCACUCCCAACAAACUCGUUCUUCCAAAACUUCGUUCUCAAAAACGGUGACGUUCCAGAAUACUUUCAUCCUUACCUAAUCAAACCCUCAAAUUCCUCUCUUUCCCUCUCAUACCCUUCGCGAAUCUCAAACACCGCAUUCACCUACCAAGCCUUCAACUCCGAUCUCACAAUCACUAAUUCAAACGAAAAAACCUUUCAUUCCAAUCACAAAAUCUCCUCCUACAGUGAUCUGAGUGUAACGUUGGAGAUUCCUUCUUCUAAUCUCAGAUUCUUCCUUGUUAGGGGAAGCCCCUUUGUCACUUUCUCUGUUACUCAACCAACUCCUCUUUCAAUCUCAACCAUCCACGCGAUCCUCUCUUUCUCUUCUUCCAAUGAAUCGCAAACCAAGUUCACUUUUCAGUUCAAUAACGGCCAAACGUGGCUCCUCUAUGCUUCUUCACCGAUCAGGCUUAACCACACUCUCUCUGAGAUCACUUCUGAUCCGUUUUGUGGUGUGAUUCGGGUAGCUCUUUUGCCGGGUUCCGAUUCGCGGCAGGUGGCGGUUCUUGAUAGGUUCAGUUCUUGUUACCCUGUGAGUGGUGAUGCUGUGUUUUCAAAGCCUUAUAGUGUUGAGUAUAAGUGGGAGAAGAAAGGGUGGGGUGAUUUGUUGAUAUUAGCACACCCUCUUCAUCUUCAGCUUUUGUCUAAUGUUGGUUCUGGUGUUGUUGUUUUAGAGGAUUUGAAGUAUAAGAGCAUUGAUGGUGAUCUUGUUGGUGUUGUUGGGGAUUCAUGGAUAUUGGAAACAAAUCAUGUUUCUGUAACUUGGCAUUCUAUUAGAGGUAUUAGGGAUGGAUCUUAUGAUGAAAUUGUUUCGGCUCUUGUGAGGGAUGUUGAGGGACUGAAUUCGGCUGGGAUAUCGACGAAUUCGUCCUAUUUCUAUGGCAAAUUGGUUGCCAGGGCGGCGAGGUUGGCGUUGAUAGCCGAAGAAGUGUGUUUUCCUGAUGUGAUUCCUGCUGUUAGGAAGUAUUUGAAGGAGACCAUCGAGCCGUGGCUCGACGGAAGUUUUAAUGGGAAUGGAUUUCUGUAUGAUAAGAAAUGGGGAGGCAUUGUUACAAAGCAAGGGUCUAAUGAUUCCGGUGCUGAUUUUGGGUUUGGAAUUUACAAUGAUCACCAUUAUCAUUUGGGAUAUUUUCUAUAUGGAAUUGCAGUGCUUGCUAAGAUUGAUCCUGCUUGGGGAAGGAAGUAUAAGCCUCAAGCAUAUUCGCUUAUGGCUGAUUUUAUGACAUUGAGCAGAGGAUCGAAUUCUAGUUUUACGCGUCUGAGGUGUUUUGAUCUGUAUAAAUUGCAUUCUUGGGCUGGAGGGUUAACUGAGUUUGCAGAUGGAAGGAAUCAAGAGAGUACUAGUGAAGCUGUGAAUGCAUAUUAUUCGGCAGCAUUGAUGGGUCUGGCUUAUGGGGAUCCCCACCUUGUUGCGAUGGGAUCGACGCUUACAGCGUUGGAAAUUCACGCAGCGCAAAUGUGGUGGCAAGUUAAAGAGGGAGGGAAUGUAUAUGAGGAAGAUUUCACAAGAGAGAACAGGGUAGUUGGGGUUCUAUGGGCUAACAAAAGAGACAGUGCACUAUGGUUUGCACCUCCUGAGUGGAGAGAAUGUAGGCUUGGGAUUCAGCUCUUACCAAUACUGCCAAUUUCUGAAGUCCUUUUCUCGGAUGUUGAUUUUGUGAAGCAGCUUGUAGAGUGGACAUUGCCUGUCUUGAACAGGGAAGGGGUUGGAGAAGGAUGGAAGGGAUUUGUCUAUGCCCUGCAAGGAAUCUAUGAUAAUGAAAGUGCGCUGCAAAAGAUACGAAGCUUGAAUGGUUUCGAUGAUGGUAACACGUUGACUAACCUCUUAUGGUGGAUUCACAGCAGAGGUGAUGAGGAUGACUCAUUUGCGCAUGGGAAACACUGUUGGUUUGGUCAUUACUGCCACUAGGUAUUGUUAAUGAUUUCAAAUACUUGAAAAGAUAAUAAGUUACAUAGUUUCUGGCAUUGUACCUAUUUAUGUAUUUGGUGUAUGUUUCUUACAAUUCCUCUGUAAGUAUAAAGUCUUUGGCGGUUCGCAUUCAUUCUGAGUCUUUAAUGUUAUGUUCACAUCAUAAAUUUUGGCA
Messenger RNA from Arachis stenosperma, 2615 nucleotides. RefSeq names its product glucan endo-1,3-beta-D-glucosidase 1-like. Gene Ontology annotation, molecular function: endo-1,3(4)-beta-glucanase activity. The coding region runs from base 233 to 2440 and encodes 735 amino acids. The transcript has a single exon. The record is from RefSeq and is a predicted model, not a curated record. NCBI's taxonomy places the organism in Eukaryota, Viridiplantae, Streptophyta, Magnoliopsida, Fabales, Fabaceae.